This is a messenger RNA of Andrographis paniculata, 1847 nucleotides long. RefSeq names its product probable receptor-like serine/threonine-protein kinase At4g34500. The record is from RefSeq and is a predicted model, not a curated record. Bases 251 to 1597 code for a protein of 448 amino acids. The transcript is spliced from 7 exons. Gene Ontology annotation, molecular function: protein kinase activity; ATP binding. NCBI's taxonomy places the organism in Eukaryota, Viridiplantae, Streptophyta, Magnoliopsida, Lamiales, Acanthaceae. Gene Ontology annotation, biological process: protein phosphorylation.
CUUCUCACCUGUGACUGUGAGCUCUAUUUCCAUGGCCGAAACGGGCAUCAAUCGUAGACGAGGAGGUUAGAGAGAGUCGGGGCUUUUCCUUUCCGUUGGGUGUCUUUUUCCACAAUUCAUCGUAAUUCUCACUUCAGUUUGGUGUCCAACAAUGGUUGCAGCCUUUUCCUUUUCCUUUCCCUUUUCCCUUCCCCACAAAUCACCAUCGUCUUCUCCAAUUUCCUCCUAAACCCUAACCUCGCCGGCAACAAUGGCGGACUCCGGCGGAGCCACAAUCUUAAGCAAAAAAACGCCGAUCCUAGGCCAGAAGCUCUACGUCCUCAUCAUCGCAACCGUCCUCCUCGUCCUCGCAAUUUUCCUUCUCGCCGUCCUAUUCCUCCGCCACCGGACCUCCAAACGCCGCCGCAUUGCCGCCAAAACCACCGCCGGCCUUCUGCCCCUGGUUUUCCGCGAGAUCGAUCCACGGCAAGGAUUCAAACCGAAUUCGGACAAAAACGAAGCAGAGAGAAACCACGGGAGCUCCGAGAGCAAGGAAUCGAGCACGAAUCGGAGCGAGUCGUCGUCGUCGACCUCCGACGGCGUCGGAAACUUGGGGUGGGGCAGAUGGUACAGCCUGAAAGAGCUUCAAUUAGCGACGAACCAGUUCUCCAGCGACAAUGUCGUCGGAGAAGGAGGCUACGGCGUCGUUUAUCGCGGAGUUCUGCAGGAUGGCUCUCUGGCCGCCAUUAAAAAGCUUCUCAACAACAAGGGUCAGGCGGAGAAGGAGUUUAAGGUGGAGGUCGAAGCAAUCGGGAAAGUGAAACACAAGAACCUUGUCAGCCUCAUAGGUUAUUGCGCGGAUGGCGCUCAGAGAAUGCUCGUCUAUGAGUACAUUAACAAUGGCAAUUUGGAGCAGUGGCUGCACGGUGCCGUAGGGCCGGUCAGCCCUUUAACUUGGGACAUCCGAAUGAAAAUCGCCAUCGGGACAGCCAGAGGCUUGGCGUACCUGCACGAAGGCUUGGAGCCGAAAGUAGUCCACCGCGACGUGAAAUCGAGCAACAUUCUUUUGGACAAGAAAUGGAACCCGAAAGUGUCGGACUUCGGGCUUGCGAAGCUAUUAGUUUCUGAGAAAAGCUACGUCACCACACGAGUAAUGGGAACAUUCGGGUACGUCUCCCCCGAUUACGCGAGCACUGGAAUGCUAAAUGAAGGCAACGAUGUCUACAGCUUCGGCGUUCUAUUAAUGGAAAUAAUUACGGGAAGGAGUCCGGUGGACUAUUCGAAACCACCCGGCGAGAUGAAUUUGGUGGAUUGGUUCAAAGGAAUGGUGGCGAGUCGGCGGGGGGAGGAAUUGGCGGACCCUUUAAUGGAGGUUGCGCCGCCUCCGAGAGCUUUGAAAAGAAUUUUAUUAGUUUGUCUUCGAUGUAUCGAUUUGGAUGCGAACAAACGGCCGAAGAUGGGGCAGAUCGUCCACAUGCUUGAAGCCGACGAGUUUCCUUACCGCGCGGAGCCUCGGGCGAUUAGGGAGACGACGCCGCUGAAUCGGGACGGGAAAGUGAAGGCUUUGGAGAAGGAGGAAGGUGAAAAUAAUCAGGAAGGAAGAAGAAGAUGGAGAUGAAGAAAUGUAAGGCAGUAGUUUGUGCAGUGCAUAUGUAGAAGAGAUACAUACAUACAUAUAUAUAUAUAUAUGUUUGUGAGUGAGUGUGUGUGUGUGUGUCCCCUUCUUGUUUCAUUGGUGGACACUCCAUGAAUAAAGGAGCACAUGUAUGUAUGUAUUUUAUGUAUAUAUGUGGGAGUGAUUGGGAGUGAUUGGGGAGGUUUUGUAGGGACGAUUAAUUGAUGGAGUUGUGGAAUUAAAUUCUUUUCUU